AAGUGGCAAGUUAUUUUAUUUCGACACGUGUGAAGCAUUUUCGAAGCGACCUGAAUUGUUGAUAGUGUGUUGCAUUUAGUCUCCCACGUUGAGUGAAGAUUUUUAAACUUCGUUUUCCAUCCCGAGAAGAAAGGGAAAGCAGAGCACCUGCUCUUCAACACACUGCAAAGCGACAUGUUCCAGAAGGUACAGAAUCAGGGUGCCUGCAGCAUCCAAAUGGAGGAAACCAAAGCGGGAGCCCAGGCGCGGCCCAAAAUCAACCUCUUCUCAUUGUCCAACCUGAAGAAAGUGGACAACACCGACACCCAGCGUCUCACCCAACUCCCGCGCCAAGCUGCUGUCAACUUGGAGUUCAGCGACCUGUCGUAUGACAUCCAGGAGGGGCACUGUUGUCAGAAGGCAGGUUUCAAAACACUGUUGAAUUGUCUCAACGGACAAUUUAACAGCAAAGAGCUUACCGGGAUCAUGGGACCCUCUGGAGCUGGGAAGUCCACCAUGAUGAACGUCCUGGCAGGAUACAGGGAGACAGGCAUGAAGGGUAAAAUCCUGGUGAACGGUCGCCCGAGGGACUUGGAAACAUUUCAGAAGAUGUCAUGCUACAUCAUGCAAAGUGACGUACUGAUGCCUCACCUCUCGACAAAGGAGGCCAUGAUGGUGGCUGCCAAUCUGAAACUCAAUGAAAGCAUGCAGGUCAAAAAGAGGAUUGUGACCGAGGUACUGACGGCUUUAGGGCUGAUGGCGUGUGCGAAAACGCGUACAAACAAUCUCUCAGGCGGCCAGUCGAAAAGACUUGCCAUUGCGCUCGAGUUGGUCAACAAUCCUCCCGUCAUGUUCUUCGAUGAGCCCAUCAGUGGUUUGGAUAGUGCAACAUCCAUCCAGGUUAUCUCCCUCCUGAAGUGUCUGGCGAAAGGAGGCCGGACAAUCAUCUGCACCAUUCAUCAGCCCAGUGGGAACCUCUUUCAGAUGUUUGACAAGCUGUACAUCCUCAGUCAAGGCCAGUGCAUCUACAGGGGCUCAGUCACCCACCUCAUCCCUCACCUGACCAACCUCAACCUUCAUUGCCCAAAGUAUCACAAUCCGGCAGAUUUCAUCAUCGAAGUGGCGACGGGAGCGCAUGGCGACAUGCAGGCGGUGUUGUUUGAGGCCACCCAAGGCAGCCAGUGCUGCGAGGAGAGCAAGAAGAACACGGCGAAUGACGAGAGUUCGUCCGCCGGCGAUAACCAACCCGAUAUGCCACCUCUCGAGAUACAAUACUUUGCCACCAGUACUUUGAAACAGUUCUUCAUCCUCUUUCAAAGAAACCUCACGGCCAUAUGCAGGGAUGCGAUACUGACCCACCUGCGCGUGAUCUCCCACAUCAUCAUCGGACUCCUAAUUGGCUUGCUUUACCUCAACAUCGGAAACGACGGGGUGAGCGCGUUCAACAACGCCGGGUUCCUCUUCUUCUCCAUGCUGUUCAUCAUGUUCGCCGCCCUGAUGCCCACCGUUCUUACCUUUCCUCUGGAAAUGGCUGUGUUUGUAAGGGAGUACUUAAACUCGUGGUACAGUCUACAUGCCUACUACAUGGCAAAAACGUGUGCAGACAUCCCGUUCCAGAUGAUCUGUCCAAUCCUGUACUGCAGUAUCGCAUACUGGAUGACUGGUCAGCCUGCAGAAGCUACUCGCUUCGUGCUCUUCCUCUCCCUGUGCACGUCCGUUGCCCUGGUUGCACAGUCACUUGGGCUGCUCAUUGGGGCGGCGUCGCCAUCACCACAGGUUGCCACUUUCGUCGGACCGAUCACAGCCAUACCGAUCAUCCUCUUCUCGGGCUUCUUUGUGAGUUUCCGCAACAUUCCUUAUUACCUGCAGUGGACCUCCUACGUCUCCUAUGUCAGGUACGGUUUCGAGGGAGUGAUGCUCUCGAUCUACGGGAUGAACCGCACGGAGCUGGAAUGUGACCCGACGGUGCCGCUGUGUACCUUUCAGGAUCCAAUGCAAGUCCUGAAAAUGCUGGAUGUGGAGGAUGCAAAGCUCUACGUGGAUUUUCUUGUCCUGGGAAUUUUUUUCACGGUCAUCAGGGUGGCCACAUUUCUAGUCCUGCACUGGAAAGUGAGGGCUGAACGUUGAGUUCAAGUAAAUGUUAUCUAUUUAGUGGGAUGUUAAAAGACAGUUUGCUGGUUGAACUUGUCGCUGGUUGAACUUGUAAUUCGGUUUGAAUUUCCCAUUGAGAUCAUAAUACAUUGGGAAUAUUUAACUGAUGCCGUCAUCAAACUUUCAUUGGCUGGACAUUUUGUUAAAUAUAUUUUUGGGUUGUCAGACAAGAAUUCCAUUUUAAAAUGAAACACGCUUAGCCCAUUCAUUCAAGUUAGCAUUAGCGUGGUAAACUAAUUGCCAAGCUAAUUGCUGGACUAAUAUGCAACUAACAAUUUGGUAAUUAAAAUGGCACAACUUGAUAAUUAAAAUGGCCUCAGCACAUGUUAAUAUAAACAUAGCUAAGGUUGCUAAUUUGGAUUCUUAAAAGUAUUUAUAGGCCACAUGGUAAUUAGUAUGUUAGCAUGAGCGUGUUAGCAAUAGCAUGUUACAUAAUUUAUCAAACUAAAAUGCAACUAAAAAUAAAUUAAAAUGGCCGCACCACAUGUCAAUAUAAACUUAGCUAUGGUUUUCAUUCCUUGCAGGCCACAAUGGUAAUUAGUAUGUUAGCAUGAGUGUGUUAGCGCUGGCGUGUUACAUCAAUUGCAAAGCUCGAGACGAAAAUGCACCUAACAAUAUUUGCAUGAGUUGAAUUUACUCGAGUCUGAUAUCCAUCCCAAUUUGUACACUAGUGACCUUUUUAUCACCCAUUAUGGUGACAAAACAAACAACACUUGCAAGGAAAAGCAAAACGUGCAGUGCUUCAAUAUAAUGUUUCUUGAUCUUAUCCCUCGGCCCUUUCAUCUAAAGGUUGAAAUAAAAAAUUGGUUCCCAGGGUGACGUGUGGUGUAAACGUCAAAACAUUCUUGAAUAGGAGUUGAGUGCCAAAGAGUUGGGUCGGGUCAUUCAGUCUAUUACACAACAGAUGUUUUGAAAAAUCCCGAUGAGAAUGUGCAUGUACUGUACUUGGCGGAAAGAUUAAUGCAAAUACUUGGAAUUGUAUCCGGCUGUAUAUAUAAUAGGUUGUGAUUUACAAUGAAAUAUGAGGGGAAGAUAUGGAGGACUGAGUAGUUUUCCAAAGGAGGUCAGAU
This is a messenger RNA of Hippocampus comes (tiger tail seahorse), 3200 nucleotides long. Its product is annotated as ATP-binding cassette sub-family G member 4-like. Gene Ontology annotation, cellular component: plasma membrane. Gene Ontology annotation, biological process: cholesterol efflux; transmembrane transport; cholesterol homeostasis. The record is from RefSeq and is a predicted model, not a curated record. The coding region runs from base 175 to 2106 and encodes 643 amino acids. NCBI's taxonomy places the organism in Eukaryota, Metazoa, Chordata, Actinopteri, Syngnathiformes, Syngnathidae. Gene Ontology annotation, molecular function: ABC-type sterol transporter activity; ATP hydrolysis activity; ATP binding. The transcript has 15 exons.